Molecule: messenger RNA, 514 nt
Organism: Geodia barretti
Lineage: Eukaryota; Metazoa; Porifera; Demospongiae; Tetractinellida; Geodiidae
Source: the annotation of a GenBank genome assembly
AUGAGUGCCUCAUUGGAGACAAUCUUCUGGGACCAGUGCAAGGGCUGUUGUAGUGCUGAGGAUUGUCAGUGCAAGCUUGACCCCCUUUUCCCAAGAACACCAAGCACUCACUGCGAAGACAUCCUCACCAAAUCAGGCCUCAGCAAAGCUUCAAACCUUCAAAAGAAGCUCUAUGUUGUGGCACACAAAGAAGUAAAGCUGAGAAAGCGCCGAUCCAGGGGCAAGAAGAGCAAGAAGCAGGGGGAAGAAGCAGAUGUUGUCUCACAGCUGAGGGCUCGUCUGCUGGGAAAGAAGAGGUGAAGGUGGCAGUCGCUGCUCCAGUCAAGGAGACCCUGUCAGGUGGGAAGGCUCUGCUGAACAUGGGCCAGAGAUUCUCCAGUUGGGUCUCCUCCCUCAUCAAGUCAUAACUCAAUGAUAUGACUUUUGACUUUGCAACUUUUUAUGUACAUUGAAUGAGUAUUAUACAAUAUCUGGCAAUGUUUUUUUGUCGUACAGUUGAAAUGAAAAGCACUUG